Messenger RNA from Dreissena polymorpha, 2228 nucleotides. RefSeq names its product 3 beta-hydroxysteroid dehydrogenase/Delta 5-->4-isomerase type 2-like. Gene Ontology annotation, molecular function: 3-beta-hydroxy-Delta5-steroid dehydrogenase (NAD+) activity. The transcript has 5 exons. NCBI's taxonomy places the organism in Eukaryota, Metazoa, Mollusca, Bivalvia, Myida, Dreissenidae. Gene Ontology annotation, biological process: steroid biosynthetic process. The record is from RefSeq and is a predicted model, not a curated record. The coding region runs from base 169 to 1374 and encodes 401 amino acids.
AUUUCAAGGUCAGAGGCAAAGUGUGUGGCUUUAAAGAUUAAGUCGGGAACUAGGUUAUCCGAUAUCUAACAAUACAUUUCAUUUAGUGUGUAUACACAAGGAUUUCACAUUAACUCGUUGAUGUAAACAUAUGCAUAUGAUAACAAAGGUAAAUGGGUUAAAUUGAGGAUGAGUCGGUCACGUGGUCGAGGGUGUGUCGUCCUGAUAACAGGGGGUGCCGGGUUUCUAGGUCAGCACGUUGUUGGGCUCCUGCAGGCACGCGCAGACCACGUGACAGAGGUGAGGGUGCUUGACGUCGUCCCGUUUGUCAACAAACUAGAUUAUGUACAUACAAAGCCACUUCGAUCCAUCGUGGGAAGCAUAACUGACUUGAGCGUGUUAGACGAGGCGUGUCGAGGCGUCCACAGUGUCAUCCAUAUAGCUGGCGUCCCGGACGCAUCCAUGUUUCCAAACCGUAGUCGUAUUCUCGACGUCAACGUCUUAGGUACGCUGAAGCUGGUGUUGACAGCUCUGAAAACAAACGGUGUCCAGAGGCUGAUAUACUGCAGCUCCAUGUCGGUUGCCAUUGGUUACGACAACGCGAUCACGGAAGGCAUUGACGAGACCUGUUCGUUGCCUUCGCGUCGGAUGUAUGAGCCGUAUGCAACAUCGAAGUUGAUCGGAGAAAGAUUCGUGCAAGCUGCUAACGGCGAAAGUUUUAAGACAUUGAUUCUCCGGCCGACAGUGAUGUAUGGGGAGUUGGACCGUGUGUUUGUGACGUUUGGCCAGGAGAUGGCGCGGAGGAAUGGCGGCGUCUUACAGCGCGUCAGUACGUGGAAGGUCAGACAGCAGCAAGCUUACGUAGGCAAUGUUGCGUGGGCGUUCGUAUGCGCCGAGCAGAAACUGUACAGGGAAACUAUAAAGAACUUAAAGGCUCACAAGAGUGAAGAUGACAUUGACAAGCGUCAGUGUUAUAAAUGGUUGAAUCGCCUGUCAGAGCGGUUCACGGCAAAUCCCGGGAGCAGUUUUGUGGAGUUUGAACUUUGUGGCAAGGAGACAUCUAAGAAUGUUUAUUACAUUGCAGAUGACACGCCUGUUGUGAGCACAUAUGAAUUUCAAGAACCAUUUUUGAAGGCGUCUGGUUUCAGGCUAUCGCGCUCGGUGUUGCCCUAUUGGUUAGCACUUUUAGUAUUUUACGUUAUGUUUAUUAUUCUGCGUGUUUUGCGUUUAUUUGGAAACUUCAAUUACCCAGUAUGUGUCAAAAGCGUUCACUUUUCAAAAACUUCCUUCAUCUUUGUAGACAAAAAAGCCCGCGAUGAACUGGGUUAUUCACCGAUCUACAGUCCAGAUAUUGCUCACACUAGAUCGAUGGUUUAUUAUACUCGAAAAGUGUAAAUUCUAUGCCAGUGUGUUUGAGUUUAACUUCAAUUUCCUGAUAUCGUCAUGAUCCACAUAUUAAUGCGAUUCUGCCACAGACGUUCGAAUAAAUAAAUAAAUGAAUGAAUCAGUAAAUAAGUAUCUGUAUUCAUCAAUAGCAUUUACAUAUGUUAUUUGCCAAACAAAUGUUCUAUAAAAUGAUUUACUGAUAUAAUGCGUUUUUUUUUAAGUACACAUAUGCUGUAAAUGCGUGUAUCAUUUGAAACAAUUCUUCAUUUGGUCCACCACAUUAAUUCCGGCUAUUUUAGAAUGUACCAUACAAACACUUUUAGUUCUUUUCUUGUUUUGUGUAAAUGUUUGUGUUUCAAAGAGGAUUUGCAAUAAUAAAUCUCCCUUACUAUAUGACCCCGGUUAUCCGGCCAGCAAAGUGUUAAGUAUACCGGUGCUCGUUGCUCACUAUAUAUGUGCCACCUGGGUUCGCUUUCCUGGCGCAUGUAAGUUUUGUUUUACCACAAUGCAAUCAUUCUUGAAUUUAGUGCAUUCAAACAUAUUGAAAAUUAUUCAUAAUUUUCGUAUCUAGUAACUUAAUCACACAUGGGUGGUGGAUCACACUCCGGAUACUGACACAUUGCAGCCUUUAUCGCAAAGGAACUUAGAAGUACACACAUGAGUUAUUGACACAGUACCUUUAAUUGUCUGCGGAUAUAUUGACUCCUGCUGAUUUUGUCAAAAGCAGUCAGAACUGUUUUCAAGAUUUAAGGCACGACUUAAAAUGAAAUGUAUGUAGGAGACGUAUUUCAAGUUAUACCGAGUUUAGGUAAACGAACGACGAGCAACGAAGGGAUUGACAAAUAAAGACAUGUACUCUAUAA